Messenger RNA from Pelodiscus sinensis (Chinese soft-shelled turtle), 855 nucleotides. The record is from RefSeq and is a predicted model, not a curated record. Lineage: Eukaryota; Metazoa; Chordata; Testudines; Trionychidae.
GGUACAACGCCUGGAGACGGUUCUGUGGGCUCUCGCAGCCCCGCGAUGUGGCGGAACUCUCCGCGGUGCUGAGGAACCCCGAGCUGGCCAAGCGGUUCCUAGCCCUGUACGGGACGCCGGACAAUAUCGACAUCUGGAUCGGGGCGCUGGCGGAGCCGUUCGUGCCCAAUGGCAGAGUGGGGCCUCUCCUGGCUUGCCUCAUUGGGACGCAGUUCAGGAAGCUGCGAGAUGGGGACAGGUUCUGGUGGGAGAGCCCCGGGGUGUUCACGGCUGAGCAGCGCCGGGCCCUAAGCAGCAGCUCCCUGCCCCGGGUGCUCUGUGACAACACGCGCCUUAGAGAGGUGCCCAUGGACCUGUUCAAGGUCAACCGCUACCCCGAGGACUUUGUGAACUGCAGCACGAUUGACCGGCUUGACUUGUCACCAUGGCAGCAACGCAGCAGCUAGGGAGAGGAAGCAUCCGGUGCCACCUCCAUCCAGUUCCCUGGAGGGCUGGAUUCAGGCUGCUGCUGGCGAGGGAUUCUCUCCUACUUCAGUGUAACCCAACCAGUGACGCUUUCUCUGGCCGGAAUGCGCAGCCUCGCGGCUGCUGCUUUAUCUGUGCUUGCAGAGAUCUGCUUCCCCGUGAAAAAUCGUCCCACCCUGUCACUAGUGUGCGAGGGGCCAUUGCUCGGAGAACGAGGGCUUGCUAGGGACACGAGCUCCCAAAGUCCUGAUGGAAUCAAAGCACAAAUCGCUGAUCGUAGGCUGCUGCUGGCACCUCUCCGAGAGCUUCUGCUUUCUUAGCAUCCAGGUGACCGAUUCCCUUGCGGGUCUCUCAUUUAAGAUGACCCCAAUAAAGCCUGAUUCAUGCAAA